Molecule: messenger RNA, 1068 nt
Organism: Aspergillus piperis CBS 112811
Lineage: Eukaryota; Fungi; Ascomycota; Eurotiomycetes; Eurotiales; Aspergillaceae
Product: alpha/beta hydrolase
Exons: 3
Coding region: 31-1068 (345 amino acids)
Molecular function (GO): hydrolase activity
Source: RefSeq, a predicted model, not a curated record
CAAGGACACACCACUUAUCAUAUACCAACCAUGUCGCACGAAGCCCUCAACCCUAUUCACCCGUCCGUGCUGCCGCAUCUCGACCCUACCUUCAUUGAACUCUAUAAUAAGCAUGUAGCCAACACCCCCAGCGGGCCAAUUGAUCUCGCCGUCCUUCGAUCCAAAUAUUCCGUUCUUUACUCCUACGGCACUGGUCCUGCGCCGGAGCCCGCUCGCGUAUACGAAGCCACUAUCCCAGGACACAAUGGGGAUUUAAUCCCCUGCCGAGUCUACGAGCCCGACAGCCCGGGACCAUGGCCCGUCCACAUUGACUUUCACGGUGGUGGCUGGGGCCUCGGCGACCUAGACACCGAAUCACACAUCUGCAAACACAUCGCGGUCAAGGCCAAAGUCGCCGUGGUCGACAUCGGCUACCGUCUAGUCCCGGAGCACGCCUUCCCCAUCGGCAUCCAAGAUUCAUUCGCAGCACUCCAACACCUAUCCUCUCCGGCCGGCCGCACACAAUUCCCAAGCCUCGACACCACGCGCAUAUCCCUCGGUGGCGUCUCCGCAGGAGGCAACAUCGCCCUCAUCCUCGCACACCUAGCCCGCGACCACCAAAUCCCGCUCCGUCUAGUAGCGGUAGGGACACCCGUGAUUGACGACAUCUCCCGGUAUACAACAGCGCACGACUCGCCCUUCCCCUCAAUGCAGGAGAUGGAGCACGCGCCGACUCUGAACUGGGCGCGGUUGAAAUGGUUUGAUCAGCUGAAGUGGCGCAGUCUCAGCAGCGAGGAUGAAGAUUUACGUCAGAAGCAAUUGGCCGAGGUGAAGUGGUAUGCUAAUGCGUUGAAUGCGCCGAAUUUUACUCGUUUGCCGCGCACGGUUAUCUAUACGGCUGGGUGUGAUCCGCUGCGUGAUGAGGGUGAGGCGUAUGCAAGGAAGUUGGUCGAGGGUGGGUGUGAGGUUACCGUGAGACGGUUUGAAAGCGUUCCUCAUCCGUUUAUGCAUAUGGAUAAAGAUCUAUGGCAGGCACGGCAGUUUAUAGAUUUGAUUGCGGGUCAUAUUAAGGGAGCGUUGCAUGAUUAG